UUCAAAGCCAACCUCAGCUGGUCAUACUUAGGCAGCAACAAUUUUUUUGUUUCAUAUUUUGUUUGUGAAAAUUUAAAGCACAACGUCGACGUCAAGAGCUUGAUUUCCCCGCUGCUGACAAGAUCGACCCAGUCCUACCAUGUCGCAACAACGCUCCACGGAGCAGAACGCAGCCUGCAGCAACACCAGCGAUGUGAUUACGCUGGACGACGACGACGAGGACACGGAUGUGCAAUUCGUUGCAGUUCUGCGUCCCACCGCCCCUGUCAUCGAUCUUUGCCUGUCGCCCUCCACUUCCGCUGCUGCGGCGGCGGCAGCUGCGGCUGCAGCCCACUCCGGAAACGGAAGUGCCGAGGACGCGGCGGCUGGAUCUGCACCUGGACCUGAUGCUGCAGAUUCGGAUCUUGAUUCACCUGCUGCUACGCCCGAGGAAGCAGCGAAAGCCACCAACGGGGAUGCGGCGGCAGCAGUUUCUGGCGAAGAUUCCCCUUCUGCAGCGGCCGCUGCCUUGGAGUGUCCCAUCUGUCUGCAAACCUGCAUCCACCCAGCUCGUCUCCCCUGUGGCCACAUCUUCUGCUUCUUGUGCGUAAAGGGUGUUGCUUAUAAGAACCGCCGCUGUGCUAUGUGCCGCCGCGAGAUUCCCGCCGAGUUCCUGGAUCAUCCGCAGCUGGUGAAUGGCAUUGAGGACAUCUGCACCACUCGCGCGACUGAGGAUGGCUUCCAGUGGUACUACGAGGGAAGAAAUGGUUGGUGGCAGUACGAUGACCGCACUAGUCAGGACAUCGAAGAUGCCUUUAAGAAGGGCGACAAAUCCUGUACCAUUUUGGUGGCCGGCUACGUCUACAUUGUGGACUUGGAGCAGCUCGUCCAGCAGCGCCAGAAUGAACCCACUCGCUGCCGUAGGGUAAAGCGAGACCUAGCCACUAUACCAAAAAAAGGGGUUGCCGGUCUGCGAAUCGAGGGCAACCAGGUGACCAGCGACACCAUCUUCAGCAGACCAACCAACACAGCCAAUCCAACCACUGUGGCAGCAGCUGCCUCCAGUUUCAUAUCCACCAUAGCAGCCACUGAUGCGGCCAUAAGGAUUGCAAGCGACAUAAUUGGCUCCACGCUGGCUCAUGCGGAUGAACUAACUCGAGGACUGACAGCUAGCAAUCUCAACGACGAUCUCAGCAGCAGCGGUGAGCAAUCCAACUCCACAAAUUCAAACGAUGCAGGGCGCUCGCCUGCCUCCUCUCCUGCCUCGAGUUCCAUGCAGGAUCUGAUCACGCGUGACCUGAGGAACACCCAACAGGUGAUUGCCCACAACCAGCACACCAUCGAUCUCUUCGAGCAGGCCUUGAACGACUUCCAGGCGCUGGCCAUGCGCAACUAUGUUGACUCCAGCGAUGAGGAGGACAACGACCAGGAAGAGGAGCAAGAGAUGCGGGAACGGGAGCAGUUGGAGGCGGGCGAGCAGUCACAAUCCAGCGAUAAUCCGCAGAGGUUUUAGGAAUUACCUAUUUAGCAGAAAGCUUAUUUUGUUGCUCGCCUAACCCAUACAUUUAAAGAAAAGAUCAAUGUUCCUUUAAGCAGAUUUCAAUAUACGGAAAGGGGAAUGUUAACUAGAAAAAUGCAGCGCGUACCUGAGAAUAUAUCAACUAACAUUUAUAACCAUAUGCUCAGAGCGUUGGGCGUCAAACAGAAAAAGAAAAGAAUGUCUACAGGGUAAAGAAACAUAUUCCUUAAAACAUAAAAUCAAAUAUUGAAGCAUAGACGUUACAGCAGAAAUAUAAAUAAUCUAUUUAAUAUGAUACUCAACUUUCCUCAAAAAACUUAACCCAAUUAAAGCAUAAGAGAGGUAUUCUUAGUAUGAAAUGGGCAGGACAGUAGUAGCGUUAUUUGAAUACAUUUGUGUGGCCUGUAAUGCUCUAAAAAUCUCUUCAACACCUCCGAAUAGAAUUUUACAGAAUUCCACUGUACAUAUUGAUUACUUAAUCAAGAGUUCUACAAGAAUCCAGACCAAUUAUCCUCCCUAAGGUCUCAUUUGCAAGCUGGCAAAAGUAAAAGCAACCUCCACCAAGAAAGAGUAGUGUGAAAAGACAAUAUUGUGAAUUGGGAUUAACUUGACUUGAGUGGGAUUUCUGGGAGGUCAAUUAGGAGAAGAUUCCCACUUACAUAAUUGAUAUUCAGUGCGUUUCUUAAAUUGAAAUCGUUUAAAGCAUUUAAACUUGCUUCACACAGUAUCUAUGUUUUUACACACACAAGUUUUCAGAUUUAAAUCUAAUGAAAGUGUUUUAUUGAAGCGCACUGUGGUCAGGGGAAUCAGAACCAGUAUUAAAUAUUAAGUCGCCCUAAGUGCGUUAAACAAAAACAGUUCUGUGACAGUUGAAUAUAUUGAUAUUUUGUAUACUCUAAGUUGCUUUAAAUAAAGUAUUUAAAGAAAAAUUGUUAGUCAGUUUAGGACCUAAUGUAUACUAUGUACUACGAUGGAUAUACAACCGAUUUAAUAAUCUCAA
Drosophila yakuba is the source of this 2498-nucleotide messenger RNA. RefSeq names its product E3 ubiquitin-protein ligase rnf146 (gene Rnf146). The record is from RefSeq and is a predicted model, not a curated record. NCBI's taxonomy places the organism in Eukaryota, Metazoa, Arthropoda, Insecta, Diptera, Drosophilidae. The transcript has 4 exons. Bases 140 to 1492 code for a protein of 450 amino acids. Gene Ontology annotation, cellular component: cytoplasm; nucleus. Gene Ontology annotation, molecular function: poly-ADP-D-ribose binding; ubiquitin protein ligase activity; zinc ion binding. Gene Ontology annotation, biological process: ubiquitin-dependent protein catabolic process; Wnt signaling pathway.